AUGACACUGACGCUCCUAGAUCUGCCCGUCGAGAUCUUGACACACGUCUUCAAGUCCCUCGGCGCAGACGACCUCCCAUGCCUCCUGACGGCCCAGCGGACAUGCAGGAGCUUCAAAGCGUGCCUCCUCUUCGACUCCCUGGAAGGCGCCUCCAAGGCCCGAAGAAGCUCCGAUGACCGUUCCGACACUCGGCCCCAUGUGAUCUACAACAAGCUCCCGCCGACCUGGCGCGACUUGAGCGUGACGUGGGGCGGCCCACGCAUUACUCGCCUCGACGUCGUCAAGGUGCUGACGGUGUACGGCGGCACGUCCAUGUCGUACCACCAGCUGGCCCUACCAGAUUCGGGGCUCACGAUGGAGAUGCUGUAUGACCUGCUGCUAGAGAGGGACAACGUGCUGGACGUCGACGGCGCGCGGUGGCAGCUGUUCGUCGGCCGACAGCUGGGCAGCUACGACGAGUGGCAGCGGCCGAGGGCCCGGUGUCAGUAUCCCAAUCAGAUAGUGAAGCUGCUCGUUGGUGGGGAGGAUGUGAGGCACUCGGCGGUUCUGUAUGUUGACGGACACAGAGACUGUAACAUGGGGGUCCGAUAUCGAGAAUCUGAGGCGCAGGGGCUGUGGGAGCUGGAACCUAUUGGAGAUCGGCCUCUGGAGGUGUGUCGAUGGCAAGGGUGUGAUAUUGGUAUCACCCGCUGUAUUUAA
Anthostomella pinea is the source of this 699-nucleotide messenger RNA. The record is from the annotation of a GenBank genome assembly. Lineage: Eukaryota; Fungi; Ascomycota; Sordariomycetes; Xylariales; Xylariaceae.